AUGUCUAACCCGCAAUUGCUUUCUGACCAGCAGAAAAAGAGCUUUCAAACUACGCCUAGAGAUCUACCAUCACCCGAUAGAGACAUGCCAUUAGAAAAUUAUCCAAACUUGGACGCAGACCAGAGCAUUCAUGGUGAUAAUAUUAAUGACUCCGUCGAAAAUAAUAAUGGUUUAUCAGCUCAAAUAAAAGGCGAAGAAAACGAGGAAUACUCUGAAGGUGCAUAUAACGAUGGACUUUCUUCGUCAAGAUUCAUUAUUAGAGAGCAAGAUCGCUGGCUUCCAAUAGCAAAUGUUGCUAGGAUAAUGAAGUCAGCGUUACCUGAUAACGCUAAAAUAUCUAAAGAGGCCAAAGAGUGUAUGCAAGAAUGUGUAUCCGAGUUUAUUUCGUUUGUUACAAGCGAAGCCACGGAGCGGUGUUCGGCUGAGCGAAGGAAAACAGUCAACGGCGAAGAUAUCUUAUUUGCACUCAUGUCUCUAGGUUUUGAAAACUACUCUGAGGUCCUCAAAAUUUAUCUCGCUAAAUACAGACACAGCCAAAAUGGAAAAAAUAUUAAACAAAGGUCUAAUCAAGAUGACAUUCAAGAAGGCGAAGAAGAUGAUGAUGAUUUUGAUAAUGCUGCAAUGGUUUCUUCUUAA
Molecule: messenger RNA, 636 nt
Organism: Magnusiomyces paraingens
Lineage: Eukaryota; Fungi; Ascomycota; Dipodascomycetes; Dipodascales; Dipodascaceae
Exons: 3
Coding region: 1-636 (211 amino acids)
Biological process (GO): regulation of transcription by RNA polymerase II
Cellular component (GO): CCAAT-binding factor complex
Molecular function (GO): protein heterodimerization activity; RNA polymerase II cis-regulatory region sequence-specific DNA binding; DNA-binding transcription activator activity, RNA polymerase II-specific
Source: RefSeq, a predicted model, not a curated record